UCCUUCUGAAACCGAAAACUACUAUAAAUUGGAUUUUUAUCAGAAUCCCUCGCAGUACACUCCAGACAGGACUACUAAAUUUUGUUUGUUUUCAAGUUCAGAAGUUAUUAAAAUGAAAUUCGCAGUAGUAGUCUUGGCCCUCUUGGGAGUGGCGUGUGCCAACCCCAUCAACCCGUGGGGCUACGGAUACGGAGCUUCAAUAAUCUCCGUGCCAUCAGCGGUCUCGGUCCAGUCGAGCGUCGUGAACCACGGCCUGUCCCUGCCCGUGGUCAGCAAGGUCGUGGUCCCGAUCGUCCGCCCCGUGGUCCCAGUCAUCAAAACUGUGGUCCCGAUUGUCAAGACUGUGGUCCCGGUUGUGUCCCCGCUGUCGUAUGGUCUGGGCUACGGACUGGGUGGUCUAGGAUACGGUUACGGCGGAUACGGAUACGGAUGGGGCAAAGGCCUUCACUAGAAGACGACUGUAAAUGUAUCGUGUCCCACUGAUGAUGUUUGGAGUGUUACUUUGUUUUACUUACCUGUUGUUAUGUUGAUUUGUUUCUUGCAUACGCAUUAAAGAAUAUCACACUGUUUUUUGUAGUUUUG
Messenger RNA from Plutella xylostella (diamondback moth), 582 nucleotides. RefSeq lists its product as uncharacterized. Lineage: Eukaryota; Metazoa; Arthropoda; Insecta; Lepidoptera; Plutellidae. The record is from RefSeq and is a predicted model, not a curated record.